Nannospalax galili (Upper Galilee mountains blind mole rat) is the source of this 1601-nucleotide messenger RNA. Its product is annotated as lysosomal Pro-X carboxypeptidase. NCBI's taxonomy places the organism in Eukaryota, Metazoa, Chordata, Mammalia, Rodentia, Spalacidae. Bases 101 to 1591 code for a protein of 496 amino acids. The record is from RefSeq and is a predicted model, not a curated record. Gene Ontology annotation, biological process: angiogenesis involved in wound healing; proteolysis; regulation of blood vessel endothelial cell migration. The transcript is spliced from 9 exons. Gene Ontology annotation, molecular function: dipeptidyl-peptidase activity; serine-type exopeptidase activity.
GGAGUACCAGGCUGGGCUGGGCUGAGCUUGGGCUGCGGCGCUGCGGCGGGCGGACCUCUGGGUCUGGCCACCCUCAUUGUGGCCGCCGGCCCGCGGAGCCAUGGGCUGCCUGUCUCUCCUGCUCUUGCCCCUGUCUUUCCUGGCAUUCGCGACCGCCAGAUUCAUCCGGCCCAGGCUAAGGACCCUCGACAGCCUACACUUGUUAGCCAGCCCCACAUCCCGCCCUGUUGUAGACAAUAACUACUCCGUUCUUUACUUCCCACAGAAGGUUGAUCAUUUUGGAUUUAAUAACGUGAAAACUUUUAAACAGCGGUACCUAAUAGCUGAUAAACACUGGAAGAAAAAUGGUGGAUCCAUUCUUUUCUACACUGGUAAUGAAGGAGACAUUAUCUGGUUUUGCAAUAAUACGGGGUUCAUGUGGAAUGUGGCUGAGGAGCUAGAGGCUAUGUUAGUGUUUGCUGAACAUCGAUACUAUGGAGAGUCCCUGCCCUUUGGUGAGGACUCAUUCAAGGAUUCCAAGCACUUGAAUUUUCUGACAUCAGAACAAGCUCUGGCUGAUUAUGCAGAGUUAAUCAGACACUUGAAAAGAACAAUCCCAGGAGCUGACAGUCAACCUGUCAUUGCUGUAGGGGGCUCUUAUGGUGGCAUGCUUGCAGCCUGGUUCAGAAUGAAAUAUCCUCAUCUAGUGGUUGGAGCUCUUGCAGCUUCUGCCCCCAUCUGGCAGUUUGAGGAUUUGGUUUCCUGUGGUGUUUUCAUGAAGAUUACAACUGAAGAUUUUAGAAAAAGUGGUCCGAAUUGUGCAGAGAGCAUCCUCAGAUCCUGGGGUGCCAUUAACCGAAUCUCAAGGACAGGCCGUGGUCUCCAGUGGCUUACUGAAGCUCUUCACCUUUGUAGCCCCUUAACUUCUGGGGACAUCUCAGUUUUAAAAGAAUGGCUGUCUGAAACCUGGGUGAAUCUGGCCAUGGUGAACUACCCUUAUGCAACCAGCUUUUUACAGCCUUUGCCUGCUUGGCCUAUUAAGGUGGUGUGCCAGUAUUUGAAAAAUCCUAAUGUAUCUGAUACAUUGCUGCUGCAGAAUAUUUUCCAAGUUCUAAAUGUGUAUUAUAAUUAUUCAGGUCAGGCAAAGUGCCUGAAUAUUUCAGAAACAACUACCAGUAGUCUAGGAUCUAUGGGGUGGAGCUAUCAGGCCUGCACAGAAAUGGUCAUGCCCUUUUGUACAAAUGGUAUUGAUGACAUGUUUGAACCUUUUCAUUGGGACUUGAAGAUAUUUUCUGAUAAUUGUUUUAACCAGUGGGGUGUGAAACCACGACCUUUUUGGAUCACUACCUUGUAUGGUGGCAAAAACAUCAGUUCACACUCAAACAUUGUUUUCAGCAACGGUGACCUCGACCCAUGGUCAGGAGGUGGAGUAACCAAAAACAUCACAGAUACUCUGGUGGCUAUCAACAUCCCAGACGCAGCCCAUCAUUUAGAUCUGCGAGCCAACACUGCCUUUGAUCCCUCCUCUGUGCUGUUGGCCCGGUCAUUGGAAGUUAAAUACAUGAAGGGAUGGAUCACAGAUUUCUAUGGCAGUGCCAGAAGGCAGGGCUGAGCAACUUUUU